Sus scrofa (pig) is the source of this 3264-nucleotide messenger RNA. Lineage: Eukaryota; Metazoa; Chordata; Mammalia; Artiodactyla; Suidae. The record is from RefSeq and is a predicted model, not a curated record.
ACCCUGUUCCCUUUGCCUUCCUGUCCGGCGCGCCGCGGUCCACGUGCGGGAGCGCCUCGCCCUGCUGGGUGCGCCCCACUCCGGCCUCCCCCCCCGAGCCUCCCGGCCGUGACCUCUGCUCUUGCCGCAGGGACUUGAGGGCAGGGACAUGGGGGCGGGCAGCUCCGGGCGGCACGGACACGAGCUCCCCAGAAGAGGCCCCGGUGCUCUGGUCUCCGCUGAACUUGCGUCCGGCGUUUCCAGGCCCACCUGCUCCUCGGGCAACAGCUGUGGAAAUGGAGCAGGAAAAAGUCAAUGGGAGUAAGGAGCUGAGCGCAGACGCCGCCUCCUACCGCUGCUCCGCCUGCCAUGGGGACGAGGACUGGGCGCUCGGCCACCCCAUCCGGGGGCGGGCCAAGUCCCGCAGCCUGUCAGCCUCCCCCGCCCUGGCGAGCACCAGGGAGUUCAGGAGGACCCGCUCUCUGCACGGGCCCUGCCCGGUGACCACUUUUGGACCAAAGGCCUGCGUGCUGCAGAACCCGCAGAGCAUCAUGCACAUCCAGGACCCUGCCAGCCAGCGGUUGACGUGGAACAAGUCCCCCAAGAGUGUCCUCGUCAUCAAGAAGGUCCGGGAUGCCAGCCUGCUCCAGCCCUUCAGGGAGCUCUGCACGUACCUGAUGGAGCAGAACAACAUGAUCGUGUACGUGGAGAAGAAAGUCCUGGAGGACCCCGCCCUCGUGAGCGACGACCACUUCGGGCCGAUGAAGAGGAGGUUCUGCACCUUCCGAGAAGAUUACGACGACAUCUCGAACCAGAUCGACCUCAUCAUCUGCCUGGGCGGCGACGGGACGCUGCUCUACGCCUCCUCGCUCUUCCAGGGCAGCGUGCCUCCAGUCAUGGCGUUCCACUUGGGCUCCCUGGGCUUCCUGACUCCCUUCAACUUUGAGAACUUUCAGUCCCAAGUUACUCAGGUGAUACAGGGCAACGCGGCUAUUGUUCUGCGGAGCCGCCUGAAGGUCAGGGUCGUGAAGGAACUCUGCGGGAAGAAGCUGGCCGUCCCCAACGGGGUCAGCGAGCACGGAAUGCUGGCCACAGCCCUGGACGCGGAGCUCGGGAAGCAGGUCAUGCAGUACCAGGUGCUGAACGAGGUGGUGAUCGACAGAGGCCCCUCCUCGUACCUGUCCAACGUGGAUGUCUACCUGGACGGGCACCUCAUCACCACGGUGCAGGGCGAUGGUAGGUGGGCGCCCGGCCUGCCUGGGGCUCCACGCGGGCGGGGGCCGUGCGCACCAGUGCCACCCUGCGCCUCUUCUCCAGGCGUCAUCGUCUCCACCCCGACGGGCAGCACGGCGUAUGCGGCCGCCGCCGGGGCCUCCAUGAUUCACCCCAACGUGCCAGCCAUCAUGGUCACACCCAUCUGCCCCCACUCGCUGUCCUUCCGGCCUAUUGUGGUCCCUGCAGGGGUCGAGCUGAAGAUCAUGCUGUCACCAGAAGCAAGGAAUACCGCGUGGGUGUCCUUCGAUGGACGAAAGAGACAGGAGAUCCGCCACGGAGACAGCAUCAGCAUCACCACCUCCUGCUACCCGCUCCCCUCCGUCUGCGUCCGAGACCCCGUGAGCGACUGGUUUGAGAGCCUGGCACAGUGUCUGCACUGGAACCUGCGGAAGAGGCAGGCCCACUUCCCGGAGGACGAGGGGGGCGACGAGGCGGGGGACGGGGACGAGGAGGGCGGCUCGGGGAGCUAGGCCUGUUGGCCCAAACGCACACUGUGAGUCUCACAGGCCCAGCGCAGGUGGCAGGCGCCGCGUCAGUCUGUGGCCAGAGGGAGGGCCUGAAAUUGGCUUUUUUGUCGACCAGAUCAGCUCUUUUUAACGUUUCAAAUCUGAGUUUUUUCUGCAUUUCUAAACAAGCGAGCGUGAUGGCUGGGAGCUUGGAGGCCAACUCGGGCACAGCCACCCAGCAUCUCCGGAGCCCAGGCCCGGCAGGGUCCCCAGCUUAAUGAGCUCUUUAAUUCCCCAUCUGGAAACCUCCGUGAAUCAGUUGAUUGACGCUGGGAGGGGGGAGCAGCGUGGACAGAGCUAUCCUUUGCUAUUGAAAAAUAAACAUCUCACCGCAAAAAUCUUCCUUCAGCCACCACCACCUUCCCCUGAUGCCACUUGGGACACUUCUGCCAAGAGCAGGCGGCAUUUGGUUGGCAGGCAGACGGGUCCCCUCCCGCUCCGGCUCAGGGUCGGCCUGAGUUGCCUGGUUGCUCCUGCCUUGGUUCCAAAGCCCUGGUCCCCUCACCCCCCGCCCCCUGCCGUCGGAGCACCAGCCCGGCCACGGCGGGGUCGGGGGGUCGAUUCUACACAUUCCUCGUGGAGCAGGUGUUUCAAUCCCGAGUCUCCUUUGUAGAGAUUGUCGCACUUCCUCAAAGUGCUGCCUGCAGACCGCGGCGCACACUGUGAGCUUUCGGGGCGGGGCCGGGUCGCGUCCCACUCAGAGCCUCAUUCCAGUGUUCGCCCCAUGUCCUGUGCUCCGGGACCACUCUGCAGCCCCCGCGGCUGACGGACCCGUGCACCGGGGGGCCCCACGGUUGUGACGGGGUGGGGGUGUCGCAUGUCAACACGGCUCUGCUCCCUGUGGGCUCGGGAGGGACCCUCACAUUCAGCCCUCGUGCGCCAUCACCAGCUGCCGGAUGCCAGAGCUGUGUGGCACCUGGUGGGAGCCUGGCCCCGAUCCGCUGGGCAUCUUGAACGUGGCGUCUGUGUCUGAGAACUGCUUUCUCUCAAUCGCGUUUCUUGCGGAAGCAGAACGGACGGGUGCCUGUCCUUUCUUGGACCUGCUUCUGGAAUGACGGGCCGGGGGGCUGUGCUUUGCCCACCUGGGGGUUCGCAGGCUGAGAAAAAGGCACCUGGGGCACACGUGUGGCCACUGUGGCCGGAGGUCUCCGGAGCUGGCUCUGCAGCCUGGGCGCCGUGGCCGCUGUCUGCCUCCAUUGCACCUGCCUGGGCGCCCGGCCACGCUGGGAGGGGAUCGCUUCGCGCCACCUGCCUGCAAGCCCCCGGCACAGCCAGUGGCCUGAGGGAGCCCCACUGGCAGCGUUAGGCUCGGCACUCAGGUCACUCAUUCAGACAGCCCGUGUUGACCAAGUCCUAAAGCAUGACGCACAGUGACCUGCGGAACUUUGGGUUUUUUGAAGUAAAUUCUUAAUGUUUCAUAUUGUUAAUAACUGGGAAAUUUGUUAAAUGUUGAAAGCCUUAUUACUAUUUUCGGAUCCUUUCAAUAAACAGACUUGUUUUAAAA